Molecule: messenger RNA, 5199 nt
Organism: Camarhynchus parvulus
Lineage: Eukaryota; Metazoa; Chordata; Aves; Passeriformes; Thraupidae
Gene: STK17A
Product: serine/threonine kinase 17a
Exons: 7
Coding region: 189-1415 (408 amino acids)
Biological process (GO): protein phosphorylation; intracellular signal transduction; positive regulation of apoptotic process
Cellular component (GO): nucleus
Molecular function (GO): ATP binding; protein serine/threonine kinase activity
Source: RefSeq, a predicted model, not a curated record
GCCCCCCGGCAGGCGCGCGUGCUGCCCGCAGCCUCCGCGAGCCCGCGGCAGCGGCAGCGCCCGGCGGGAGCGCGGGCCGGGACGGACACAGGCACCGACACCGACACCGGGAGGGAGACAGGAGCACAGGAGGAGAAGGAGACGGAAUAGGAGUCGGCGUCCCCCUGCCGAGGGAGAAGCCCCGCGCCAUGAGCCCCGACGAGAAGCCGCAGCCCGGUCACUCCCGCGGUGACCGGCCGCCGCCACCUCAGCCCGCGACCGGGCGAUCCCGGCGGCGGGGCGGGCUCCUGGCGGAGAUCCGCACGCCCAUCCGCACGGAGCCCUUCCAGGAGCGGUACAGCCUCAGCCCCGGCCGGGAGCUCGGCAGGGGAAAAUUUGCAGUGGUGAAGAAAUGUAUCCAGAAAGACACUGAAAAAGAGUUUGCAGCAAAAUUCAUGAGAAAAAGAAGAAAGGGCCAAGACUGUCGGAUGGAAAUAGUCCACGAAAUUGCAGUCCUUGAGCUGGCACAAUGCAACCUUUGGGUCAUUAACUUGCAUGAAGUUUAUGAAACUGCGACAGAGAUGAUUUUAGUCCUGGAAUAUGCUGCUGGAGGUGAAAUCUUUGACCAAUGUGUGGCUGAAAGAGAGGAGGCCUUCAAAGAAAAAGAUGUUAAGCGACUUAUGAAGCAGAUAUUAGAAGGAGUUGCAUUCUUGCACAGAAACAAUGUUGUUCAUCUUGACUUAAAGCCCCAAAAUAUUCUGCUAACCAGUAAGUCUCCUCUGGGAGACAUUAAGAUAGUAGAUUUUGGCCUUUCCAGAAUAAUGAAGAGCAGUGAGGAACUAAGAGAGAUCAUGGGAACUCCAGAAUAUGUAGCUCCUGAAAUUCUGAGUUAUGACCCAAUCAGUACAGCAACUGAUAUGUGGAGCAUUGGAGUACUGGCAUAUGUUAUGCUAACAGGGAUAUCACCUUUCUUGGGGGAUGAUAAACAAGAAACAUUCUUAAAUAUAUCUCAAAUGAACGUCAGUUACUCUGGAGAGGACUUUGACCUUGUAUCAGAGUCUGCUGUGGAUUUCAUCAAAACUCUGCUGGUUAAGAAACCCGAGGACCGGGCAACUGCUGAGGAAUGUCUUCAACAUCCAUGGUUGGAACAAAGUGAUAAUCCUGCUUGCAGGGCCUGGAGUAAGAGUACAGAAGGGGAGACCAGUGAUGCCAUACAGAAAGAUGCAGAUUCUGCUUCUGAACAAUCAGUAGAUGCUGAGAAGACUGGAGAGGAAGAAUCAAUAGUGACAGAAGAACUAAUUGUAGUGGCUUCAUACACACUGGGACAAUGUAGGCAGUCAGAAAAAGAAAAAGUAACUGAGCAGAAAGCUAUUUCUAAACGAUUUAAAUUUGAGGAACCAUUACUGCAGGAAAUACCAGGAGAAUUCAUUUACUGAACUGUAUGGAGCUUCAUAGCUAUAACUGGAAGGCAGUUUUUUCUACUAAACAAAAGUAUUCUAGCCAAGUGAAUUUCUGAUAUGCAAUAAAUGUUCUAGAUAAAGGAAAGUGUUUAUAAAUGGCAUACAAAAAAAAUGUGCCAAGUUCUUAUUUUCAUGGAAGAGUUGAGAUUUCAAGUGUCUGACAUGAAUUUAACAAAGAGGAUAAGCUUAUUUUUGUUUUUAAUUUUUAUUUCUGUUUUUUUGUUGUUGUUAUUGAUUGGUAACAGAUUUUUUGCUAAUUGUUCUGGUGUUCUUGAGAAGUUGACACUGGAAGUGUUUUGGUGACAGAUGUCAAUAGGAGUAUUUUAGGAUACAUUUUGGUAUUUAAUGCAAAUAUAUAAUGCUGAGUUUUCCUCAAACACCUCCUGACUUCAGUGGAACUAUGUGCUCAUCUAAAACUUGUAUGAAAGGAGAAUUUGAUCACCUGGUUUGACGUACAGAUUUCAAAAUCACCCUAUGUGUAUUCCUUUGUUUACAUCAGGUCAAAGACCCAAACUCCUCUGGAGUGUAGCUGAACAGUGAGCUGAGCUUCUCUAGACAGAGAUGCACAUGCCCCACUGGGAAAGAAAUCUGUACUGGAGAUAUUUAUGAUUUGGGAGCACAGUAAAAUCCUGCUCCUGAGGGUGAUGUAUUUGCUUAUUUCAGUCACUUGUGAGCCAGUAGAGAUUGUUUCCUUCCACUCCCGUGUUGGGUGAGAUGUGCCAAUAGAAUCCAGCUCAGUGUGGCCGCACAGUGCUGAUGAGAGGAAAAAAGAAUAAUGUUCUGAUGUUGCUCCUCUGAAGUUACUGAAGUUCUCUCCACUGACUUUACCAUGUUAGGUUAGACAGUUUGUCCAGCUAAUCAGCUCUUGAUUCCACUUCCCCCAGGACCAGCUGGGGUUUUACUGGGAUCAUGAGGUCAUUUCUACCUUCUUUCUGUUCCUCUAACUGCUGCUUUAAGGAGAAAAGGAGCAUCCUUAGGCUAAAUUACAAUUGUUCGAUAUAGCUGUCAGAUGAGGAAGAAGAUACUGCUUCUUCUGAAAUAGUGAAGCACAGCUCAUGCCUCCUGCUUCUUGAUCACUCUCCCUUAGACACUUGGAAAUACAGCAUGUUAUGUGGCCUGGCAGAGUGGGAUUAGGGAGCAGUAUGGAUGGGUCAUAGUUCUCAGUGGACGCAGUCCCUCAGAGGACAAAGCUGGCACCAAAACUGAGUGGUUUUUGCAAUGUACAGAUCUGAGGAUCUUGGCCUGAGUCCCAGUUUUCUAAGAAAUCUUUCAUGUUGAUGCUGUUCCAAAGUUUAAUUUUUAUGUAAUGGAAGUUUAGUACUAUUAUAUUGCAUACUGUUAACUAUUCAACUAUUUAUUUGGUUUCCUUAUGCUGUUCCUUUAUAAUAAACUCUGACAAAAGUUUUCUUGCUAUAAAACAGUGAAUAGAACAUUUUGAGCUAGUUUUUCCCUUUUUUUCCAUGCUAGUACACACUUUUAUAAUUUCAAAUGUAUCAAAUGUUCUACUCCGUUUAGUGAGGAGGAGUGCAGGGCUUUGUGCUAAUGUUACAGUUCCUCCUUCACACAAAAGUUAAAUGGCUUAAUAAGAGCAGCAGUACUGGGGUGAUCUGAUCAGCAUGGCUGGAAAAGUGGGGGAAAAGCACUAGUACAGAAGAAAGCUGAACCACAAGCAGUGGGACAAUGGGUAGUUUUUCCAUAAGGCUUCAUUGCCUGAGGUUGGGCUACCUUUACUUCAAGCCACAUCAGGGAAGUUGCACCUAAAUUAAACUAUUCUCAAGCGUCUUCCCCAGGUGUUCAUAUAAAACAGCCAGUGGUGCUCAGAACUGAGUUUGGAUGUGUUAUAUAUUGUAAUGCAGAGAUGCCUUUCAUGCUCUGGAGAAAGGAGUCGGUUGCUGGACAGCUCUGGCUGGCUCUCUCAGCAGGAGAAUCUUUGAGCCAGCAGCGUGUGUGUUAGCUGGGUGCUUCUGGACACAGAGAGGAGCUGACCCUACCUACAAUAUGAUCUGUUUCAGCCUUUGUUAGGCAGGACAGUGCCAUCAUGGCCAUCUUUCAUUUACUCUCCAGCCAUUUGCCCAACACAAUUUGCUUGGGUGAGGGGACGCUGAUUCAUAGAAUUCUUCUGUAGAAGAUUGCAACUUCUCCUAUCUUCCAUCGUUGCCAUUUUGACGUUUUUUCCCUCAUGUCCAUACUUCCACAUGUUAGUAAGUUGAGUAGAGCAGUGAGGUUGAAGCAUGUUCACAUCCUACCCUUAUAGAACAAUGUUGCCAGUGUUUAACAACACCUGGUUGCCCACAGCAAACUAUUUGAGGGAUAUAUAUAUCACAUUUCACUUCCUCUUUGUAACCACAGAUCAUGUCUCAGAUUGAGACUGGUACUAAUGGAAAAGAGUAGGUGCUGAGCAGUAUACAUUUUGUCCUAUAUAUGCUGUUUUUAAUGUAUGACAGUGAAGCUUAACAUGUAUACAUGAAAUACAUACUUAUUUCAAGGCCAGCUUUUCUUGAAUUGGCUGCUUUGAGAUUUCCAGUGGGCUGCAUUUCUAUUUAACUCUCUGUGCCUUAAGGUGUUUUUAUACACUGUUUUUUAACAUCAUUAAGAAUUUGUAUAGAGUUGUGAAGGUUUACUAGUGUAAGUUAUAAACAAGGCAUCUUAGAUUCACCCUAUAACAGGGAAAAUUUUCUGUAAUGUUUAACUGCAGGACUAUCAGCCAGACCCACACCCUUGAGGCUCUUUCUGUUCCACUGUGAGUGUGGGUAAAGCUGCAAGUGAGGUGUUCCUACCCUGAGCUGUAGGAAGGGGCUGUUCAGCCAGUGUUGUUGAGGAGCUCAGUUAUGGGUGAAGUGACACAUCAGUAAAACCAGGAGCAAAGCAAGAGCUGUGAGGAACAGCUGGUUUUCCAUGAAUAUGGGGGACUGUGUGUAUGUACUCAGGUCAUUUGGGAAAAGCUCCUGUGAUGGUGGGGAAGGGGCUGCUUGUGGGGAAAGAAUCAGCUCCUUGGACUUUGUGGGCAAUGCUCUCCCAGUCCCCACUCUCCAGACUGAGCACAUGCUGGCUGCCUUUGUAGCACAGAGAGGAUGGCUGCUGUUUGCUCAGAUGCAGGAUGCUGAAGGAAUGGAAGGGCAGAUGUUCCUAUAGAGUUAUCUGUGGCUCAUGGAAGACCCAUGAGCUCUAUCAGUAGCAGGGGUAAGUCCAGGCCUAGGCCUUCUUUCAGUGGUUGGAAUAAAUAGCAAAGUCCUAAUGAAAAGCACAGCCUUGUCUCCUCUUGUUGCUAUAUUCACCUCUUUAAGGGAGAGGCUUACAGAUUUUAUAGUUGCUAAAUUAAAUGUUCUACAAAACAAUAUUUUUCUUUUUGUCCAAAGUGGAAUUUGCAUUGUGAUUUGUCUCAUGUGUCACAUUUUUGUGUGCAGGUCUCUAAAUACAAAAGGUGAAUUCCAGUUUGUGAUCUACCCCCUGAAUCCCCCUUGAGAGCUGUUAGGUCACAAAUGCAAGUAAAAGUUCUGCCCAUUCUCCACUGGUGGUGCUCACAAGGCAUGGGGAGGGAGAUGGGCCUUGCAUCACGUUACUUUGUGGCUUAAGAUCUCUCUUGAAUAUUUCAGGUGUUGUUCCUUGAAGACAGUUCAACAUUUUAAAGAAAUAGUGCCAGUUCAUUGUUCUUCUGAUAAGGUGUUUACUGUUUCAGGAAUUUUACAAUAAAUAAAAUUUUGUUUUCCAAAGAGCUGAUGGAUCUUUUGUGCUUUGGGAAACACCCAUUAGCAGGAUUACU